AUGCAUCCUAAGAAAAGCUGUCCAGCAAACGACUCAAAGUGUCAUAAGUGUGGCAAGAUUGGUCACUGGGAAAGAGCGUGUAAAAGCACAGCGGUCAGUGAAGUCAGCCGAGGCACAGGUGAGAUCUUUCCAAACGAGUUUUUCCUAGGCGAAAUAGUCGUAGAAAGCAUUGAAGCUGAACCGUGGAAAGCAAAUCUUACGGUGAAUGAUU
Molecule: messenger RNA, 211 nt
Organism: Paramuricea clavata
Lineage: Eukaryota; Metazoa; Cnidaria; Anthozoa; Malacalcyonacea; Plexauridae
Source: the annotation of a GenBank genome assembly